UUUCUAGAUAGAACUUUAUAAUCUCUACAGUGAAACAUUAACCAAGAGCUGAGACCGUAAGCAGUGAUCAGAUUCCAUCAGUGAGGACUUAUCGAAUCAAGUUUUUUUUUUUAAUGAGAAAUUCCGCAUAGUGUAUCAGAGGUGUAUGUCAGUCACUGCGUUAAGCGAGUGCUCGCCGUAUUGUAAAAGGAACUUGUUCAAAGAGGACUGAGCAGCACGAUAACGCAAAAGACUUGUUUCUCACAUUAUGCCGGUCACCUGGACCUUCCUGUUGGGCCAGAGACGUCUUACAUGCACUCUUGCAGAAAAGUGUCCUUUAUGAUCUACAAACUGCCUGUCUAUCGUCUAUAAGUGCCUACAAGUGACGUACCUGACACAGGCAUGAUACAGAAACUCUGCCACCCACCGUGUCAGAGCAAAGAUUUUCAGAAAAUUCUCCGCAUAGACUGAGGUGUUCCUGUCUAAGAAGGUAAUCCGUUUUUUAAGACGUGUUCCCCAUAGUUGAUUGGGAUUUCCCGCCCCCAGAAAGUGCGACAUGAAGGUUUUUCAUACUUUUUGUGGUACGUUCUAAGAAGACCGGUAGGAACGCCUUCUGCACAGCCCAACACAACCGGGUUAAAAGCGGACACGGUUCCACGCACUGUGUAAAAGCCUCUGUGGAAACUAUUGUACGUACUGGACAAAGUGAAUGUGUCUUGUAUGACUCCCAACAGAGGCAAAUGUGGAGAGUUCACAGUGGCUUUUGCUUUUGAGUUCUUAGCGGCCAACGUUACGGCAGUAAAUUCAGGUCGUAACAACUAACACCCAGCUUGCUCUUGACUUCUGCAACAAACUUAGGGAAUACCUUGUAACAACCAUGGCGACACUGCGGGUCCUCUGCACAUUUCUCCUUGCAGUCACAGACGUGGCCCUUGUGGAGAGCAAAGUUCGCGUGGACCCCCGGAGGAACGACGUGGAGGAGGUGGUCCCGGUGCCCCCAGUGGACCCCUCGCCCUCCCGCGGACCCCACUUCGCCGACGACUCCCCCAAGCAAAUCAUGGCCGCAGUGGGGUCGCCGGCGCUGAUCCCCUGCAAGGCGCGCAACCUGGGAUCCAAAUCGGUGUCAUGGAUUCGGCACAAGGACCUCCACGUACUGACCGUUGGCUCCUUCACCUUCACCAACGACGAGCGGUUCUCGGCGCACAGGGACCCGACCAGCGGCGACUGGGUGCUCGUCCUCCGCCACCCGCUGCCCCUCGACUCUGGUUUCUACGAGUGUUCCAUCUCCACGAAGCCCGUCACCGCCAUCACCGUCAAACUCAAUGUCGUCGUGCCGUCAGCAGAAUUGGUAGGGGAAGGCGAUGUGUACCUGGACCAAGGCAGCACACUCAAUCUCACUUGCGUUGUUCACUUCAGCCCAACACCACCUGAGUUCAUCCUCUGGUACCAUCGCGAUAAGCUGGUGAACUACGGAAACAAGCGACGAGCCAUAAGCGUGGAGACGGUCCACCACGGGGAAACCACGCGCUCCUCCCUCCUCGUGCACAACGCCACACGACGGGACUCUGGAAAAUACUCUUGCAAGCCUUCGAACGCCGAUAAAGUGUCCAUCCUCGUGCACGUCCUCAGGAGCGAAAAACCCGCCGCCAUGCAGACCACCACCAGCGGAUCAGCAGCAGCAAGAGACACCUCCGUCCUGGGCAUCUACCUCCUCGUCACCAUCUUCUCCGCCCUCCUCUCCUCCUGCUCGACCACUUCCACAUUCCGGUUUAGCAGAUAAGAAACUCGGUUUGAGGCCAGGAAAAAGAGAAGGAAAAAAAAAAAAGUUAACGGGGAGGAAAAGGAGGUUCCUCUGGGGCGAGGUUGAGCCCGUGGGGUGCGGAGACCAAGGAAACAUCAUCUGUCUCGUUGUUUGUGUUGAUGUCAUGACAGUUUAUUUACCAUGAGCUGAUGGAUGUUUUCUGUGUAGUCGCGUGUUGACGACCCUUGUAUCUCCUGACUGUAUUGUAGGGUUAUUAACCCCCGAAAAAUAAAACAUAUAUUGUGUAUCCGAUGAGUGUUUAGUAUUAUAUAAGAAAUAUCCCGCGGUAAGUGCCCAAUGGAUAUAUUCUUUUCUCUUUUUGUUCUUAUUAAUCUUAAGUUCUGUUAAGAAUAUUAACAGACUAAUUGUAAUACAGUAGUUGUUGUAACUGUGAUAUUUUAACGUCAAUAUUGUAUAGAAUGAAAUGUGUAAGAUGUGUAUCAAAAACUAAAAUAUGAUGUCUUCCGGGAAGUCUGUACUUGUAAUAUCAUAAAUAUUUACGCAUC
Messenger RNA from Penaeus chinensis, 2286 nucleotides. Its product is annotated as hemicentin-2-like. Gene Ontology annotation, biological process: synapse organization. Lineage: Eukaryota; Metazoa; Arthropoda; Malacostraca; Decapoda; Penaeidae. The record is from RefSeq and is a predicted model, not a curated record. The coding region runs from base 857 to 1759 and encodes 300 amino acids. Gene Ontology annotation, cellular component: neuron projection membrane. The transcript has 6 exons.